Messenger RNA from Trichosurus vulpecula (common brushtail), 949 nucleotides. It is a transcript of the gene DUSP28, whose product is annotated as dual specificity phosphatase 28. NCBI's taxonomy places the organism in Eukaryota, Metazoa, Chordata, Mammalia, Diprotodontia, Phalangeridae. Gene Ontology annotation, molecular function: protein tyrosine/serine/threonine phosphatase activity. The record is from RefSeq and is a predicted model, not a curated record. Gene Ontology annotation, biological process: protein dephosphorylation. The transcript has 2 exons. Gene Ontology annotation, cellular component: cytoplasm. Bases 1 to 543 code for a protein of 180 amino acids.
AUGGACGUGAAGCCCGCAGCUCCAGCAGGAGGCCUGGCGGAGGCCCCGGACUCGAAGGCCGGACGGCAAGUCGCACGGGUCACGCCGUGGCUGCUCCUGGGCCCCGCGCGCGCCGCCGCGGACGCGGAGCUGCUGGCACGCGAGCGCGUCACGUUCUGCGUCAACGUGACCCGGCAGCAGCCGUGCCCGCGCGCGCCGGGCGUGCGCACGCUGCGUGUGCCCGUCUUCGACGACCCGGCGGAGGACUUGCUCACGCACCUGGAACCCUGCUGCGCCGCCCUGGAGGCGGCCGCGCGCGCCGGCGGCACGUGCCUCGUGUACUGCAAGAACGGCCGCAGCCGCUCCGCCGCGGUGUGCACCGCCUACCUCAUGCGGCAUAGCGGCCUCAGCCUGGAGCAGGCCUUCCAGGUGGUGAAGAAGGCCCGACCUGUGGCCGAGCCCAACCCGGGCUUCUGGUCUCAGCUGCAGAAGUACGAGGACGCCCUCCAGAAACAGUCCCCAGGGCCCGAUGCCCCCCAAGCCGCAGCCGGAGACCGUCCUUAGCGGAACCUGUUCUCCCACCUGGGACAGUGUCCGUGGGGAGAGCCCUGGGUGGAGGGAAGCACCAGAGACGAGCCAUCCCCGGGGUCUGCAGGGCGACGGGAGGUACUCCAAACCUUCAGGCUUCACCAAAAUGUUGAGGACCGAAGAGGGUAUGAGAACUGAACCCCGACUCCGAGCGCUGAAGGCAGAAGUCCUGGGUGUGAAGCCAGACUCUGGCCCCUGCUGCUUGGUGAGACCUGAGGCAACUCCCUUAAACUCUCUCUGCCUCAGUUUCUUUAUCUGUACAAUGAAGGAAGGACUAAAUGCCAUUCUCUUCAAGUCGGACACACUCCAUUUGGGCUGCAUUUUAAUCCUCCUCGCUCUAAGGCUUUCUUCCUUCAGGAAUCCCAAGUCAGGGGUGGAGGGG